AUGCCUGCAAACGACGCAGAACACACUAUUAUUGAUGCAUCCAGCCUACAAAUCAUUGAAGCGGCAUUGAUCAAGAAGGACAGGGCACGAGGUCGUAUCACCAACUAUCUGAGUGAGACUAAUGACUACGUAAACGCCCGCACUAAUGACGAAAAAACACCUGAAGCAGUCAAGAAUAUCCUGAACGAGGCAGUCAAAGAUUUGACAGACAAGCUCAAUCAUGCUGACUGCAAUUACUUUCAGGGCUACUUUGAUCGUACCAGCGUCUAUCGCUUUUGUGAUGCAGAUGGUUAUUUCUCCUGCCAGGGAAUCUAUAACCAGGACGGUUGUAUGGACAAGCAUGUCAUCAAUCCGUACAGCAGUCUAACGGAACGCUGUAAUUUCUCCAGAUGGGAAUUUGACCAUGGGAUUGAGAUAUCACGCUCUGUCCUACCGAACCUCCUCAAAGCUGCAGAGGAAGUGGUGAAAGAGAAGGGGCUCAUUGAGGUGAACAUCGACUAUUUCUUCGGUCUGUUGUUUAGAAAGAAGAACCUCAAGUUCGUACACACAGGCUGUCGCCUUAAAUGUGAACACACUGACAAAGACUGUCUUCCAGAAAUGAUAACCCGUCCUCGAGAAUAGAAUAAUUUCAAUUCAUAUUUGCACUUAUAAAACAGAGAGUUUCCAGGCUGUCCAAUAGAGUGCUCAAUACCGAAAGGCGGAGCUGGUUAAAUUUACGCCAUGAUGCAAUCUUUCACGACUGCUGUCAUCUACACUGUUGCUUUGUGGGUACUAAACUUGUAUCCAGAUUUAAUCAUUGCUGUUUUCUGAUGAUCGUUUAGUGCGUGAAACGUUUAAAAAAAAACUUUUUGAUCUUCUUAUUAUUGUUUAUAUUUGCACUUUUAAAUGGCAUUGGGGUGUUUCCCUGAGUGCUUUCUGGAACAUCUGCUUGUUUUGUAGUAUGUCUAGUUCGCACAACUCUCAUGUAUCUCACUUUCUUCCCUUUUCCAUUCCCUCAACUUAUGAAUACAGUCAGUAUCAUCUAUAAGGUUGGUGGCUAUAGUAAUAUACUGGCUAUAGUGAUCAGUUUCUCAAAUUCUUUUUCAUUU
Molecule: messenger RNA, 1088 nt
Organism: Sycon ciliatum
Lineage: Eukaryota; Metazoa; Porifera; Calcarea; Leucosolenida; Sycettidae
Product: DNA fragmentation factor subunit beta-like
Exons: 3
Coding region: 1-621 (206 amino acids)
Biological process (GO): apoptotic DNA fragmentation
Cellular component (GO): cytoplasm; nucleus
Molecular function (GO): DNA endonuclease activity
Source: RefSeq, a predicted model, not a curated record